Acaulospora morrowiae is the source of this 1572-nucleotide messenger RNA. Lineage: Eukaryota; Fungi; Glomeromycota; Glomeromycetes; Diversisporales; Acaulosporaceae. The record is from the annotation of a GenBank genome assembly.
AUGAGUUCUUAUGCAUCAAUUGAAGAUAAAGCCAAUAUUGAUGUUGUGUCAUCGAAUUUGAAGACACUCUUGAAUAAUCCCAUCGCAAUAACUUCGCUCACGUUGGAAGAGAAAACUGAACUCGUUUCAUCUCUCAUUUUCGAUCUCGAUGAAAAUGGCAUUCAAAAAAAGUGGAACGAUGAUGUAAAACUGCUAGCACUACAGGCAUUAAAGACAUUGGGGCGCGACGCAAAAGGGUGUGACCUUUUAUUUUCAGAGUUGGGAUUUAAAGUUCUACUAUAUCACGCUACAAUUCUACCAAAUACAAUCAACGCAGUUGAUAAACCUGUGUCUCAAGAGGCACUUACAUGUAUUGCGAACGCGCUUCUGUUGAAGGAAAGCACACGCGAUUUAUUUGACAGAUAUGAUGGCGUUUUAAACGUUUGUCAGAGUCUGAAGGAUACAACGCUCUCAAUAAAAACGCAAUUUCUCAUCUCGCGAAUUUUAUUUCUAAUGACCAUCAAACCAUCACAAACCGUCGUUAAACUUGUGGAUAAUUUUGGAAUAUACGAUAUUCUAUACAAAUCUCUAUGCGUGCAUGUCAGUGCAUUAUCUUCUCGGACGCCCGUCACCGAAACAUCUCCAAUUACCAAAGCCAUGGUUCUUAAUGAACAGUUAAAGUUUCUUUUUAACGUGAUGAUAAAUUAUCCUAAAGUCGAACGCGAUGGGAGGCUAAAUGAAAUCCAGAAUUCAUCAAAAUUUGAAAAGCUUCUCCAACCAGUCAUUGAUGUCGUAUUGAAGAUACCACCUCCAUCACCAUUACCCUUAGGGCCGCCACAUUCUCACGCGAUCCACGCGUUGUUGAAUUUUCCGGUGGCACCGCACAAAAAAAUUUGGUUUCCCCCGGAAAAAAAAAGUCAACAAUAUGAACUUCUCGAUCAAUUACUAGAAAUAUUGAAGUCCAUGAUCUUCACUGCAAUUCAAGGUGAUCCCGAUUCUAACAUCGAUAGGAAUUCAAAAUACGGCGUUGACUUUGAUGAAGUUAUCACACCUCUUGUUGCACUGUUAAAGAAGUUGGCAGAGGAGGACGAGUUGGCCAAGACCAUGGAAAGGAAUCGAUUAUUGCCUGAUGAUGUAGAUCGUUCGAAACCACUGGAAAAAGGUGAUAGUAUUUCCGCGCGUCUAAUUCGACUCAUGACUUCGGUUAUGCUACCAAAUUUAAAAGACAGCGUCAGCGAACUAUUUUUUGUACUUUGUGAUCAAGAUGCGAAUGUGUUCAUUCACCAUGUUGGCUACGGAAACGGGGCUGGAUUCUUGAUGAGUCGUAACAUAAUGAUUCCAUCAACAUCGUCAAUUUACAAUUCUGAUAAGUCGAUUAAUCCCAUCACCGGACAGUAUUUUGAAGAUGAGCCUCCGUCACUGUCAGAUAUGACUGAUGAAGAGAAAGAAAGAGAAGCCGAGAAGCUGUUUGUGUUGUUUGAACGGCUCAAGAAAACUGGAGUCAUGAAUGUGGUGAAUCCCGUGGAAGAGGCCAUGAGAUCCGGUAAAUUACAGGAAAUGAAUGAUGAAAACAAGGACGAUGAAAGCGAUUAA